This is a messenger RNA of Durusdinium trenchii, 1055 nucleotides long. The record is from the annotation of a GenBank genome assembly. NCBI's taxonomy places the organism in Eukaryota, Dinophyceae, Suessiales, Symbiodiniaceae.
CGAUCAGAGUGGUUCUAGGCAGAUCAGUGGGGAAGCAGCAUCCGCCAUGGCGGGAGAUAAGACUGCCGAGGAUCCUCCACAGAUCGUUGAUUGCAUCCCUUUGAUCGAAGCAGCCACGAAGCAAAAGGAGCAAGGCAAUGCUGCCGUUCAGAGGAAAGCCUUUGGUGAGGCCAUCACGGCCUAUGGGCAGGCGAUCCAGAUCCUGGACAAGGCAGAUGGACAUCCAGUGUUGCGCAGUGAAGGUGAGCAGAUGGUGGUCUUAAAGGCUACGCUGUACAGCAACACCUCUCAGUGUUACCUCAGCCAGGAGCUUUAUCGCAGAGCCAUCGACGCCGCUGAUGCCUGCCUCAAGCUGGAUCCCGAGCAUGUGAAGGCUCUUCAUCGGCGAAGUCAGGCCUUCGAGAAGAUUCACUCCUACGCGGCGGCCUUAUUGGAUCUACGGGAGCUGCGAAGGCUGGGUGGCCUCUCCAAGGAGAUGUUAGAUGCGCGUUCCGCCGAGCUCGAGAAGAAGCAGGCUGCGGUGGAACAAGUUGCCAGGGAAGCUGCCGAAGACAAAGCAGAUGACCCAAUUGGCAUGGCCAUGACCAACGUGAAGGAGCGCUUCGAUGAGAUUUGCGACAAGUACGACUUGCGUGAUGGCGAUGCUGCUGGAGAGGUCGCGGACUGGCUCACGUCGGGUGAGUGGGACGUGACCCCGAAACGCGUGGCUCAACGCUUCAAGAUGGAGGAGGAAGAUGCGCAGGUCUUCCUCGCGUGGAUUGCGCAAGGCUUGGACUUUAAGGCCACUUCCAGAACUGCCCAGUCCGCAACGCCGAAGCCCAAGCCGCGGCCGCGGCCGUCGCGCCCUCGCCUUCACUGCUGGAGAGCUGAGCUGCAGACGCCGCGCGUGGACCCGGCAGCGCACCGCGCCACAAAAGAAGAAACGCCUGCACUGCGGUGGUUGUGUUCAAAACGUGUCGCGGUUGUCGAACCAUCAGUGCGGAGAACGAAGCAGAUGAGAUCCACUCAGAAGUGCGACCCGAGCAUUCUGUGAAGCUUCAUCCGACGAAUCCCAG